Molecule: messenger RNA, 1149 nt
Organism: Penicillium brasilianum
Lineage: Eukaryota; Fungi; Ascomycota; Eurotiomycetes; Eurotiales; Aspergillaceae
Source: the annotation of a GenBank genome assembly
AUGUUUGACUUCACAGACGACGCGUGCGGACGCGAAAAAUGCUACACCACAGUCUCGCAGUUACCUAGUUUUAUCGACCCGAAACAGGUGCCGAGCAAAAAGUCUCCAUUCUCUGCUAUUGUGAACCAUCCCUUUGCGCACACAGUCGAGGUCAUUCUCCCCGAAGAUGUUUACACAGACAUUCAGACGUCAUUAGACAAGCUGAAAAAGCCUUACUCCGUUCGAGUGUUCAUGUCACCCUCUGAUCUCCUGGAGCAUGGAUUUUUCAACACGUACAUAAAGACUGGCAACGUACUCAUGAUAUCCGAAGGCCGAGCCGGGUCUGAUAAUGUGUACACCCUGCAAGAAGGAAUUCUCAAGAUCGAGCUUGGGAGAGAAACCUUUGAGCGCACAGGCCUUACGGGAAAACCCAUCCGGAGCGGUGGAAGGAAGCACGCAAAGGAGAGAUUCUUGAUUGAGCUGAAUCUGCGCCUUCCAUCGAUGUUACACGGCAAGAAAGGAUUUGACAGAAUCGUAUGGGCCUUCAAAAAUGUGUUGAAUCGGUCCCUGGCUUGGCUUUUCUGCGACUUGGAGUCUUCCCCAGACCAAGAGACCACGUCGAUCCAGAAACAGAGUCCUCAGAUGAUCGAUUCUGAGAUGCUGAAAACCAAGCUGGGCCAAAUUUCAACACCCCCGCUGCAAGGAUUGGUAUUAAACGAUAUGUCCGAGGGAGAUAUGCAGGAGAGCUGCGGUGCCUUUGCUGAGUGGAUUGCCAUGGUCCAGCUGGGGUCACCCCGUGUAUCUGCGGAUGAUGACGUCGACUCGUACCUGAGUCGCUACAUUGUACCAGCAGAUAAUGGAUCUCGUACCACCGAUUUGAUUAGCCUAAAAUGGCAUGGUCUGAUUUCAGGAACAUGGGUCCUCCAACUAUUCAUUUCUCUACUAUCCUACACCUCCAGUUCUAGUUCUAGAUCUUCAUCGCCCUGGUUCGUUCUUUCCGUUUCUGCGCUGGGGAGACAGGCCGUGGACGGAAGGGACGGUUAUACAAUCGCAACUGCUCCCAACAUCUGCCCCCCAGUGGCAUCCAGCGGGGAUGGAGGUGAAGUUUCCGAGUCUGGUAGCCGCAAUGCGGUAUGCUGGGAAUUCGUUGGCGCGACUUCUAUCGAGUGA